Acipenser ruthenus (sterlet) is the source of this 1755-nucleotide messenger RNA. It is a transcript of the gene tesmin, whose product is annotated as testis expressed metallothionein like protein. Lineage: Eukaryota; Metazoa; Chordata; Actinopteri; Acipenseriformes; Acipenseridae. Gene Ontology annotation, biological process: regulation of DNA-templated transcription. Gene Ontology annotation, cellular component: nucleus. Bases 209 to 1234 code for a protein of 341 amino acids. The transcript is spliced from 9 exons. The record is from RefSeq and is a predicted model, not a curated record.
CGAAUCUGGGCCAAAUGACGAACGAAAAGUAAUCGUAAAGAUUAUACAUUCACCUACUUUCAAGCGCGAGCAACGAGAAGACGAUGUGCUCGCGAGAUAAUACCGUUUGAAGGCGUCUGAGAAAGUCUCAUACGGACUGAAGUCAAUAUUGUUGGUUUCGAGAAAUUGGUUACCUGCAGUCGCAGUCUCACAAUCUCUAUUUGCUCCCAUGGCGCAUCAAGGACACACUACAAGUUCACCAUCUCUGGGAUCUUGCACUCCAGAAGGCCUUGCUCAUUAUAAAGCCAGAAUGAUGUCGAGACAGUCCAGUGAUCUUUCCCUUCUGAGGAUGGUUCCUCCACUACCCCAGCAGUACAUGUCUCCAGCAUCCCUGCCAAUGAUCAGACCCAACUCGGCCUACCUGCCUCCUGGCUGCUUAAUUUCUCCUGCUUCUAUAAAUAGCAAUUUUGGUUACAACAUUCUACCAGCACACUAUUUUUCACAGUUUCAUCAAAAACCCUGCCCUCUCUUCCCAGACAACAGCAGCUUUACAACCGAGUCCUGUUCAAAUGGGCAAUCUGAAAUGCCCUUUUUUGGGUUUGCAGGUACAGUUUGGGACUCAAAGUCCAAAAAACCAUGCAACUGCACAAAGUCCCAGUGCCUGAAGCUGUAUUGUGACUGUUUUGCUAAUGGUGAUAUCUGUAGCAACUGCAACUGCAUCAACUGCUGCAACAAUGUGGAACAUGAAACAGACCGAUUCAAGGCCAUUAAGACGUGUCUUGAUAGAAACCCUGAAGCCUUCAGGCCCAAGAUAGGAAAUGGAAAGCUUGGAGAAAUCAAAGGCCGACACAACAAGGGCUGCAACUGUAAACGCUCUGGAUGCCUGAAAAAUUAUUGUGAAUGUUAUGAGGCCAAAAUAAUGUGUUCAUCUACUUGUAAGUGUAUUGGUUGUAAGAAUUAUGAAGGAAGCCCUGAAAGAAAGACUGUGAUGACUAUGGGUUGCUAUGACGAUGACACAAGUUCCAGUCUCUUGAAGCACAACACACCCAAAGCAAGGUGUGAACAAAACAGGUGUCCUCUUGCAUGUAUCACAUUCGAUGUGAUCGAGGCAACAUGUGCUUGUCUGCUUGCUCAGGCUGAAGUAGCAGAAAAAGAAGGUUAUUCUGUGUAUCAAGCUGAGCAAAUGAUUUUGGAGGAGUUUGGGCAAUGCUUAACACAAAUCGUCCAGUCAACAUUGAAAUCUGGUGGGUUAUAACCCUAGUGUAUUUAUAAGCUGUGCAAUUGAUUCCUCUUUUUUACAUUGAUACCCAAUAUGCUUUUGUUAUUGUGCAAUCAUCUUUAGAUUCUUUUUCAUUAAUAAAUCGUCAUUUUGGGUUAGAAUUACAAAACCAAAAUAUUUUACUUUGCAGCACAGCAUAUAUUGAGAUGUUUCGCAAAUUACAGAAACUGGGUUCUUCUGUAUUUAUAUAUAAAGGAUUAAAAUAUAAUACUAUAAUGACUGAACAAUACCUACAUAGAAACUCUAGUGGAGCUACUUAGAAUACUGGCAGUAUUAUACUGACCUUUUUAAUUAUAUCCUGUUGCACUUGUGUGGAUCUUUCUUAAGCAGCUUGAUUUCAGGAUUUUAAUGUUUUUUAAACUUAAAACCCUCUGGCUCAGGGUUUUCACAUUUUUAGUCAUUUAAAUGCCUUUUAUUUUUUUUAUUCAAAAAGAAAUAUAUAUUGGACAGUGUAUAUAGAGUUACUAGUUUCAAGUUACUAUAUGUUAAAUAUUGUU